AUGAUUACUACAAUUCCUAUUUCUCUUCAUCAAUCGACAGAUCGUACAGGAACUACUUAUCGAUUUGAAAAUCAAAAAUAAUAGAAUAUGAAUCUAUUACAAAGAGUGAAAUAACAUCUAUAAUAUAAGUCAGCAACAUUUAAGACAAAGAAAUAAUGUGUUAUAGAUUCAUAAUAAUUGGACAAACAUGUCGAUGAUGAAUUAAAUAAUAGAAAAUAUAUAACGACAAUGGAUAAUGAUGAUAUAAAUCAUUAGAAAUUGAUUGACGACUGUGUUAGAGAUAUAUUAAAGUUUAAUAAGCCAGUAUCUGAUGAAACUGACAAAUCUCCUAUGUUCAGAGGUAGUUAAAGAUCAUCUUUUUCUUAAAUUGGAAAAGUUAUACCAAAAAACAGAAUCAAAAGAUUAUCUUCUACAAUAUUAGUUGGAUAAAUGGUUAAAAAUAAAGGAUUAGAAAAACCAACAAUAAAUUAAAUAAAAUAAUAAUAAAUUGAUAAAAUUAUAAAAUUAGAAAGAGAUAGAAAAAGUACAGAGACUAACCCAAAAUCUCUUAAAAUAAUUUUACCCAUUAUUUUGACAAAAAAUUAAGAAAGAGAAUCUGUAAAUUAACUUUAAUAAAAACUAAGUAUGGUUACUGCAUCUUAGAGAUAUAUGAAAACAAAAAAAAGGGUAUUAUCUUAAGAUCCUUCUCCAUUAUUUGAACAUCAAACAAGUUUUUCAAUGAUAUCAGAUUCAUUUGAUUGUAGUCCUAAAUAAUAUGAAUCAAAUAGAAGACUUGGAACUUUGAUACAAUAAUUAAAUAACGAAAAAGAUGAGAUAACAACACAUUAAAAGAGAAUAAAAAAUUCAAUUUGUUAAAAUUAAAAAAACUUCAAUAAAAUUGAUGAUAAAUUACAACCUGAAAAUUUAGAAAAAUAUAAUUAUCUAAAACAUGAAUAAUAAAUAUUUGGAAAAGUGAAACAACGUAAAAUUGUACUUUGA
Messenger RNA from Paramecium sonneborni, 978 nucleotides. The record is from the annotation of a GenBank genome assembly. NCBI's taxonomy places the organism in Eukaryota, Ciliophora, Oligohymenophorea, Peniculida, Parameciidae.